This is a messenger RNA of Anoplopoma fimbria (sablefish), 1086 nucleotides long. RefSeq names its product peptide deformylase, mitochondrial (gene pdf). Gene Ontology annotation, molecular function: peptide deformylase activity. Bases 173 to 925 code for a protein of 250 amino acids. The record is from RefSeq and is a predicted model, not a curated record. The transcript has 3 exons. Lineage: Eukaryota; Metazoa; Chordata; Actinopteri; Perciformes; Anoplopomatidae. Gene Ontology annotation, biological process: N-terminal protein amino acid modification; peptidyl-methionine modification. Gene Ontology annotation, cellular component: mitochondrion.
AGUCUCUUAACCCGGAACUAGUUAUUCAGAGCUUUGAACAUCUCUUUUACUGGCUUUCACCUUCAAUCCUGAAUAUGUGUCCUUUUUCAGUUAGCGUUUAAGUGUGCACGUUCGUGUGAGCACUGUCCCCCCGUCCUUACAUGUGACACAUCAUCCGAGCUGCAGCUCCACCAUGAACACAAAAGCAUGUGUGUUUCUGUCCCAGCUCUCCAGGACGGGGCUCAAAACCCCUCGCCGCAGUGCCGGAUUCUUGAUGGUGACCUCCGCUUGUCCACCUUGCCUCCUGCCUGUCCCCCGCAGUCACUCGUACUCCAGCAGCGUCAAGGUGCGCCCCUAUCUUCAGUUCAUAAAACGCAAGAUCAUCUCCCCUCCCAGUCCUCCGUACAGCCAUGUGUGCCAGGUGGGGGACCCGGUGCUGCGUUUGAACGCUGCCGCCGUUGACCCCGCAGUUAUAACUGGCCCCGAGGUCCAAAAGGUCAUCGGUACUUUGGUGAAAGUGAUGCGGAGACUUGAUUGUGUGGGACUGAGCGCGCCUCAGAUUGGGGUGCCGCUCCGCAUCCUGGUCCUGGAAUAUCCUGAGAAGAUGUUGAAGGAGAGCUUGCCCGUAUCCAGAGAGCGCCUCGGCCUCUCCGUCCAGCCGCUGAGGAUCUUCAUCAACCCCCAGCUGAGGGUCCUCGAUAGACGGACGGCGCUCUUCCAGGAGGCCUGCGAGAGCAUCACGGGCUUCUCCGCCGCAGUUCCACGAUACGUGUCCGUGGAAGUGUCUGGUCUGAACGAGAAGGGGGAAGCCGUCGCGUGGCGGGCCAGCGGCUGGCCAGCUCGGAUCCUCCAGCACGAGAUGGACCACCUGGACGGGGUCCUCUAUGUCGACCGCAUGGACAGCAAGACCUUCAUCAACAUCAACUGGCAGGAACACAAUGAAUAGAGGACCCUCAGGUCGGACCACCAAAACUUUAGUUAAAACUGAAGAUGUUUAUUUCACACCAUCUCCGAUCAACCUACGCUGUGUUGAUGAAAGUUCUACAUUCACGUUAUCUUUCAUGGGGAAAAAUCUUCCAGCUCGCAGAAAGUGAUACCUUUUGGUUC